AUGCCUUUCAUGAAAGGUAAAGCUCCUAUUCGGAGAACGUUGCAAUAUCUAAAUGCCGGCCAGCUGAUGCUCAAGGAUAAAGUAAAAAUAUUCAGUGUAAACUACAACACGUAUGGUGAACACCACGAGGGUGCUAGGGAUUUUGUCUUUUGGAACAUACCUCAGAUACAGUACAAGAAUCCGAAGGUGCAAGUGGUAACUUUCAAAAACAUGACCCCAUCUCCCUUCAUUCGCUGUUAUUUCGAAAGUGGCAAACAAAUGUUAAUAGAUAUUGAUUCUAAAAAUAGGCAGGAAAUACUACAACACCUGUCCAUCGUUGUGGGUAAAUCUGAAGCGACACUGAAAGCGGAGGCCAAACUUGCAGAGAAACAGGACAAUCCAGCAAAUUUCGGCGUCGGCUGCAUGAAGCACUGUAUCUGCGAAAUCCAAGGACAAUUGCCAUGUCCGGGCGUAGUACCAGUGCCAAAGCAUAUGCGCGGAAAGUUUAAAUAUCAAAUGAAGGAGUAA
Anopheles marshallii is the source of this 507-nucleotide messenger RNA. RefSeq names its product probable 28S ribosomal protein S25, mitochondrial (gene mRpS25). The coding region runs from base 1 to 507 and encodes 168 amino acids. The transcript has 4 exons. Lineage: Eukaryota; Metazoa; Arthropoda; Insecta; Diptera; Culicidae. Gene Ontology annotation, cellular component: mitochondrion. The record is from RefSeq and is a predicted model, not a curated record. Gene Ontology annotation, molecular function: structural constituent of ribosome.